Molecule: messenger RNA, 696 nt
Organism: Schistosoma turkestanicum
Lineage: Eukaryota; Metazoa; Platyhelminthes; Trematoda; Strigeidida; Schistosomatidae
Source: the annotation of a GenBank genome assembly
AUGAAUACUUGUUGCGUGUACCGACGAAAAAUUUCACACUUGAAAUUGAUUCUACGUACUGCCUUUCUAGUCAUCCUCUUACUGACCAUUUAUUUAUUACAUAAUUCGUUGCAUACAACUUAUAAUUCACCAUUUUCAAUCAAUAAUCAAGCAUAUUUGCUCAAUAAUUAUACAUACAUUGUAACCAAAGAGGAAUUAGAAUUCCCGCUAGCAUUUAGUUUAAUCAUAUAUCGUGAUUAUGAUCGAGCUUAUCGGCUAAUUCAAAUCAUAUAUCGUCCACAUAAUUUCUAUUGUAUACAUAUUGAUAAAAAGUCGUCGGAAAUUGACUAUCAAAAAUUUCGCCAAUUGAUUUUUCAAUUCAAUAAAACAAAUAUUUAUUUUAUCGCUGAUGCAGAACGUGUCAAUGUUCAAUGGGGUCGUUAUUCAGUAUUAGAGGCAGAUUUAAAAUGUGCUCAAUUGUUAUUAUUGAGCUGUUGUGGAAAAAAGAAAAAAGCCAAUAAAUGGAAAUAUUUUAUUAAUUUAACUGGACAUGAAUUUCCAUUGAGAACAAAUUGGGAAUUAGUGAAAGCUUUGAAAUUAUUGAAUGGUUUAAAUAUAGCACCAGCGCAUUGGUUACAAACUAAACCAUGGCGUAUUCCACCGAAACAUCUUGUUCCGUUGAAUGUAAAUUGUGACUUUUUAGUUCAUUUGUUAUAA